This is a messenger RNA of Porites lobata, 1355 nucleotides long. NCBI's taxonomy places the organism in Eukaryota, Metazoa, Cnidaria, Anthozoa, Scleractinia, Poritidae. The record is from the annotation of a GenBank genome assembly.
AUGAGUAGCGGAACGGUUCGGGUUCGUUCAACAUUUCCGCCAGUAAGUUUGUAAAACAGGCGCAGUUAACAGUUACAUAUUCCCAUUGAGCACGCUGAUGAGGUCAAUAAACUAUACUACCUCGACGUCUUGGGAGGUCAUCAUCGGCCAGGGGCGGUCAGUUGGGUCAGGAAAAACGGUAGAGAGUGCCCCUGGAAUGCUACUCUUAACGAACCAGUUCCACGACUCAUUCGAAUGCUCGGUUGUGAUUGGCCUCAAAAAAUAGUAUUGUGCCCAAUUGGAGGCCUGCAUCUAUCGUGCUGCUUUCGCGAUCUUCUUAUAAGCAGAGUCUUACCGUAAACUCCACUGUUCGCGUUACCUGUCAGACCUCUUUCGUGCUCUCCAAACUUCCCGGGUGCUCAAUAUCUUGACAUACGCACGCUAACCCUUUAACUAAUUGUUGAAUAGUCUUCUGAGUACCGUGUGGGAAGAAAUUUUUGCGUGUUCUAAUUUUUGCGACCCGCAAAAAUAAGUUCCCGCCAAUAAAAAUCACUGCAAAUAUUUUUUCCCCAAAACGUUUACUCCAGAGUAAAUGUUCUUUAACUUCAAUUCGCUGCACAAAAAUGCAGUACUGAGAAAUCGUGUCUGUUCAAUCACAACUUAUCUCUGAUUCAGAAACAAAACGGUAGAACGAAAUGCUGGUUUAUUGUUUGAAAAUAUGUAUUUCUAUUGCAUGAACUCAGUAAAAACGAAAAUAUUACCAAUGCUGGGUACUGGGUACUUUCUGAAAAUCGCAAAAAAACAACAAUCCGUCCUAAUCGCAAAAAUUAGUCAGCGCAAAACACAAAAAAUCGACAAUCGGCAAAAAUCAACUACCGCAAAAGUUUCGUGCACUAUGUAGCCUAUUUUCGCCUGGGAUUGUAUAUAGUCGUGCUUAAAAAGAAAAAAAAACUAGCAACCAAACAAACAAAACAAUAAAAAAAUCCAAAAAAAGAUUAAUAUGAUGAUUAAUAGCAAAAUAAUAGAUAUUUUCUGCUUUCUUAGUUCCCAGCAGGGCACCGUCGUAUAUCCGUCUUUCAAACUCACAGUUUACUGACGUGAAAGUUCAGUGGAAUCCACUGUCCCAGCAGUACGCUAAUGGCCGUCUUCUUGGAUACAGAGUCUACUAUAGGGAAUACACAUAUUAUUAUUACUCAUAUUAUGCAAAGAGUGUUAACACUAGCAGUGCUAAUGUUACUAUGGUGAUAUUGAGGGACCUGACACAGGCCACACGUUAUCAAAUAGCAGUGACAGCCUUUACUUCAAAAGGAGAAGGACCACGCUCGUCUUGGUAUUCAAUAACCACAGGUAAUGCAUAUGUUUUUAGCUGUUACUGA